AUGUGUUCCCAUCAAGGGCUGACCGUGGAGAAGAGCACGGUGGUGGUCAGUGUCCCUGUUGUUGUCAUGGUCGAGACUGCUGAGAUUGAUUACAGCUCGAGAUUCUCGGUGUUCACAAUGGAGGCCUACGACCUACUCGGUGGCGACGCGUGCAGCGCACAGAUGUACUCAGAGGCUAAGCUUGCCUCAGUGGCAGCAGCAGUGAGCAGGAGGGUGGAGAAGGUGGAGAGGGACUACCUGUCGUACGACAAGCCAAGAACGGUGUUAUCGGGCGAGGCAUGCAACGACCUUGAUGGUGAGUUCUGUGAUGCGCCGUACUAG
Molecule: messenger RNA, 321 nt
Organism: Zea mays
Lineage: Eukaryota; Viridiplantae; Streptophyta; Magnoliopsida; Poales; Poaceae
Product: light-regulated protein, chloroplastic-like
Exons: 3
Coding region: 1-321 (106 amino acids)
Cellular component (GO): chloroplast
Source: RefSeq, a predicted model, not a curated record